AUGUCCAAAAAACAAAAGCAACGUAAGAAAGUUAGAUCUAAAAAGAGAAAGCAACAGAAAAGCAAGGGACCAGUUCAAGAGACUACCCCUGAUAAAUCUCUGUCGAAUGAGUUGUUAACUGAAAAUAAUAAGAUAGAGCAACAAGACGUACCAGAAGUUCAUGAAAAUCGUCAAGAUGAAACAGACUGGGUGAAAUCUGACAAAGUUGAAACUGUAAAAGUUUUCAAUGAUAAACCUUCAAAGACAACUGAGCCUGCAAUUCAACUUUCAAAUACUGCAACAUCUAUAAUUGAAGAGUCAACCCCAUCUAAUCCUAUCACUGAAGAUACAGAAAGCACGCCAGAUUCGAAUAUCACCUUAAAAGCAAGUGAACCUGUUCCUGAUGACACUCCAAAGGCAAAUAAGAUCAUAAUUCAACCUGUAAAUACUACUGCAUCUAUAAUUGAAGAUCAACUUCCAUCAAUGCCUAUGGAAGGCACGCCAAAUGCGAAAGCCACCCAACAAGUUCUUGGUGAUACGCCAAAGGUAAAUAUAGCUACAUUUCCACCUUCAAAUGCUACAACAUCUGUAAUUGAAGCGUCCAAUUCUCUCACUAAUGAUACCACAAACACAACAGAUAUAGUUAUUACUGAUUUUUCAAAAUCAACCGAAUCAGCCACUAUUACUGACACUCCAAAGACAAACGAAUCUGGAACUGCAAUUCCCGAGUCAAAUCCAUUAAAAUCUCUUACUAAAAAAGAUUCAAUAAGUACUACAGAUGGUAAUGGGACUUUGGAAGCCAACGAAUCUUCUGUUAUUAAUGAAACAAUUGGUGCCUCUAUCAAUAAUCUCUCUUUGGGGAAUGAAGAGAUGAUAUCUAUUAUUACUGGAAGUAGUUGUAACCGUUCAUUAAAUCAUACCACUGAAACUAUUUACAAUCCAUCUACAUCACAAGAUUAUGCAUCAGUGGCUACUGGUACAACAAAUAAUAAUUUGGAUAGUAGUCAAAUUUUAAAGCCUAUUCGUGAUGAAUUUAUACAAGAUGCAAGUACAGAUAUUGCAGGGUUUGUAGCUGGAGAAUUAGAAGAGAUUGAAGAAGAAGCGCGUGAAGCGCGUGAAGGCGAAGAAGGCGAAGCCCUUAUUACCUCUACUGCAUCAUAUGGUACUUUACCCAUUGAACCCUCCGUGGAAAUGUCGAAUAUGAAAAUGAAUAUAAUCAUGUGUUCCAUGUAUUUGGGUGUAUUUCUUGCUGCUUUAGAUAAUACUGUUGUGUCUACUUUGAUGGCACAUAUUGGGUCCGAAUUCAAUCAAAUACCUAAAGUUCCAUGGGUCGCUACGUCAUAUCUAUUAUCAAGUGCCGUGUUUCAACCUUUGUAUGGGAAAUUAUCAGAUAUCUUUGGACGUAAGGCUCUAUUAAUCUUUAGUAAUUUGAUUUUCUUCUUCGGAUGUAUUAUUUGUGGUAUGAGUAAUAGUUUAAAUAUGCUAGUAUGGGGUAGAUUCGUAGCCGGUAUUGGUGGAGGAGGUAUUACCUCGAUGACCACUAUAACAGUGAGUGAUAUAGUCCCCCUAAGAAGCAGGGCCGUUUACCAAGGUAUCUGUAACUUCUUCUUUGGCCUGGGUACCGCGUUCGGUGGGGUCAUUGGAGGUAUAUUUGUCGAUCAUCAAUACGGUUGGAGAAUGGUAUUUUGGAGUCAAGUUCCCGUGAGUGGAUUGAGUACAUUAUUGAUUUGUUCAUUUUUAGUUGUUCCAAGAAUUAAAAACUACGAAGUGUCAUUGGGCAGAAAAUUAAUGCGUGUGGAUUGGCUGGGAUCCAUUAGUAUGAUACUUUGGUUAACAUCCUUCUUAUUAAUCACUACUAUGAUGGGCGGCAUUUCGUUAGAUAUUGAUAGUGACCAAUUCCAUUAUCUAAUAAUGUUCUCUAGCGUGUCUGCCAUUAUAUUUGUUCUCACCGAGUUAUUCGUGGCAAGUGACCCUGUCUUGCCGUUGAGAUUCCUCAGCAACCGUAGUGUCCUGGGUGCCAGUCUGGGCAAUUUCUUUUGUGUCAUGGGAUUCAUGACCAUAUGUUUUUAUCUACCCAUCUAUUUUGCCAGUGUCUUGGACAUUUCCCCCACGGGCAUCGGUAAACGUAUGGCCCCUAAUUUCUUAUGCACUGCUCUAGGGUCCUUGGGAGCAGGUGUAUACAUGAAACAAACGGGCAAAUACUACUGGUUUGUGGUCCUGUUUGCACUUGUCUCCACACUGGGCCACUACUAUCUAACUUUGAUCCCACUUACUGUGAGCAUAACCGUACAAUACCUAUUGGUCGUAUUACCAGGUGUAGGAUCCAGCAUUAUCAUCGUGGUAGCGCUAUUGGCCAUGAUAGCUGCUGUUCCACACAAACAUCAAGCUGCUACCACGUCGAUUUCGUAUGCAUUCCGUUCUACAGGUGGCACCUUGGGUGUGGCACUGGGUAGUUCUGUGUUCCAUCGUACACUAAUCAAGAGAUUACAUACCGAUGUGUUGGAAUAUGUUUCACCUGAACAUCCUCGAAAGGAAUUGUUACGCAUUAUCAAGAAAGCUUCUCAUUCCACAGAAUGGGUCCAUCGUAAGGCCCCUACGUUCAUAAGAGAUACACUCAUCACAUGUUACGAUGUAGCUUGCCAUGAUGUCUUUGUGUUUUGUACUGCAUGUGCUUUAUUAGCGGCUAUUUCCUUAGCAUUAAUCCGUGAGGAACGGCUGGCCACAGGCCUUCGGGCCACGUGA
Molecule: messenger RNA, 2721 nt
Organism: Henningerozyma blattae CBS 6284
Lineage: Eukaryota; Fungi; Ascomycota; Saccharomycetes; Saccharomycetales; Saccharomycetaceae
Exons: 1
Coding region: 1-2721 (906 amino acids)
Biological process (GO): basic amino acid transport; transmembrane transport
Cellular component (GO): fungal-type vacuole membrane
Molecular function (GO): basic amino acid transmembrane transporter activity
Source: RefSeq, a predicted model, not a curated record